Molecule: messenger RNA, 778 nt
Organism: Brassica napus (rape)
Lineage: Eukaryota; Viridiplantae; Streptophyta; Magnoliopsida; Brassicales; Brassicaceae
Product: V-type proton ATPase subunit d1
Exons: 7
Coding region: 304-564 (86 amino acids)
Biological process (GO): proton transmembrane transport; vacuolar transport; vacuolar acidification
Cellular component (GO): vacuolar proton-transporting V-type ATPase complex; proton-transporting V-type ATPase, V0 domain
Molecular function (GO): proton-transporting ATPase activity, rotational mechanism
Source: RefSeq, a predicted model, not a curated record
ACUGGAGGUUGCUAAGAAAGUGUUCUUAAAAAAAAUAUCCCAAAAAAUAAAUCGAAAACAAAAAGAAUGAUAGUAACCGAUUCUAAAAAGAGAGUUUCUAGAAUUGGUAAAAACCCCUGACGUGUCCCUUUUUAAUUGGCUCCUCUUAUGUGUCUCUCUCUCUUUCCUCUUUCUCUCAAGUCGUCUCUUUCUCUCUUUCCUUUUUGUCUGGAAUUUAGGUUUCUUCAAAUUUGGGAAUCUGUCUCAGAGGAUCAUGAACGAAGCUACCUCUGCCUUCUCCUUCGUAUAUCAGUUUAAGAGAUUAUGAGGAACACCCUCUACAAAGCAUACCUUGAGGAUUUUUACAAGUUCUGUCAGAAACUUGAUGGGGCAACAUCAGAGACUAUGUCUGACCUUCUAGCCUUUGAAGCUGAUAGAAGAGCUGUGAACAUCACCAUCAAUAGCAUUGGCACUGAGCUUACAAGAGAAGACAGGAAGAAACUGUACUCUAACUUUGGUCUCCUCUAUCCAUAUGGUCACGAGGAGCUUGCUAUCUGCGAAGACAUAGAUCAGGCCUGUCACUGACUUCAACGAGAUUGUACACCACUUUACUGAGUGUAUGUAUGUCCACAUGUACAACACCAAGCCACAUGUAUUAGCCUAUCCUUCACCAUUAUUUCAAGCAUUGUUCCACAGCCUAAAACUUGUUAUAUACUAAACUCAAUUACUUUUUGUCAUUUUUAUUUCAAUAUUUUAUGUAUGUUUUUCUUUAAUAUUAUGAUAUCCAAUCUUUCAAACU